AUGCGACACCUCGCGCGCGCGAUCGCGGCGCUGAUCGUGCUCCCGCUGACGCUCCGCGCGCGUCUGCGGCGGCGAGCGAUCGCGCUCGGCGACGACGCCGGCGACGGCGCGGACGGCCGCUCGUCUCUGAUGACCCCGGAGCUCGAGCGGCUCGUGACGGACGACGACGUGCGCUACUUCCUCGACGAGCUCGCCGCGCACCCGACGCUUCACGACCGCGAGGAGCGUUCAGUGCGCGAACCGCGCUCGAGGGCGAACAGCGAGGAGCGAGGCGUCAGCUCCGUCGACGUCACGAUGUCCGGCGGGUGGAAAGGCGCGCCCGGCGGCGUCGAGGCGGCCGCCGCCGCCGUGUCGGCGGAUGCGGCGGCGGAGGAGGCGGCGUGGACGGUGAUCCACCGCGGGAGCACCGGGACGGGGACGGACUACAGGAUGCUGCGGCGGAACGGCCCGGCGCCGGGGACGAGCGAGGGCGGCGAUCGCGGGUUAGCGCAGUUUCGGUUGGAGGCGGUCGUGCGAGGCGUCACCGCGGAGUCGUUGGCGAACGCGCAGAUGAACGACGUCGUGCGAGCGACGUGGGACUCGACGUUGAUGCGCGCGGAUCAACUCGCGUCGUCGCGGCCGGCGCCGCUCGCGGCCCCGAGCGAGAACAGCUUCGUGGAGGAGGCGGAGUGCCAGAGCGAGGGAGCGGACGCCGCGCACGACAGGACCGAGCUCGCGUUCUGGCGCAUGAAGUUCCCGAUGCCGAUGGCGCCGCGGGACUACCUGUUCGUCAGGCGCCGGUGGAAGAGCGAGGACGGCGCGUUUUACGGCGUCACGAAGGAUGCGACGGGCGUUCGCGAGGCGAACCGCAUGCUUCAGAGGACGGGGCUGAGUGGCCGCGGGUACCGCGUGCGGCGGAUAUUCAGCGGGCAGCGCAUUCGUCCGCUGGACAGCGCGCGCGACGCGUCGUGGUCCGACGACGACGCGAGCGCGCCGUCGACGCCGACGACGGUGCCGACGACGCCCGUGGCGGCGUCCGCGACGAGCUCGCCCGCGAGCUCGGGGUUCAACGCGGUCUCGCCUCCGCGGCCUCGAGCGCGGUCGAAGUCGAGCGGGAAGAACGAGCCCGCGGCGGAGCUCGUGAGCGUGUACCACGAAGACAGCGGCGUCCCCGCGGCGGUGAUAUCCAUCGGCGCGUGCAAGGGGCUCCAGCCGUUCAUGCGAAAGUUGGAAAAGGCGGCGAGGGGCGAGAUGAACGGCGGCGGCGCCGGCGCCGGCGCGAAUAACAUCCGAGGGCGCAAGCUUCUGCGGUUCCGACGGUUGCGAAAGAGGAUAACCUCGAAAGCGUGGG
Micromonas pusilla CCMP1545 is the source of this 1330-nucleotide messenger RNA. RefSeq lists its product as uncharacterized. The record is from RefSeq and is a predicted model, not a curated record. Gene Ontology annotation, molecular function: lipid binding. The transcript has a single exon. NCBI's taxonomy places the organism in Eukaryota, Viridiplantae, Chlorophyta, Mamiellophyceae, Mamiellales, Mamiellaceae. The annotation marks the transcript as partial.